AUGGAAGAAUAUCCACUUUAUGGGGGAGCUAUCACUACUGUACUUCCGCAUGAUGUUAUUGACGUAUCGAAAAUCAGACAAAUCCCCGAUACUCAGGAAGUAUUUUUGAUACAAACCCCUAGUGAAGAUGCUAAUCUUGACAUUUCAAUAAUAAUUGAUUUACUAGAAAUGGUACCGGGAUGGAAGGAUGAAGCAAUCGGAGAGCAUUUAAAGGACUUGGUGGAACCACAAGAUAUUGAAUGGGGGCCCAAAUUAGUAUUUGAACAAGAAAACCUUGUAAGUUAUUUACUAAGUACCCAUAAAGAUACCCCCCAAGGUCAAUAUCAAAUCUUAAUGAGUGUUAAUAUAUUAAGGUUCUCUAAUAUAGAAACAGAUAUCUUGAUUACAAGUAAUAUCCCAUUGAAAACCCCGGUCAAGGAAAACGAAAAGAAUAGCUACGUAGAAGAACAAUUACAAUUAAUCAAGCUGGUAAGUGAAAACAUAAAAAUUAAAGAUUAUGGAUUAUUCGGUAUAUAA
Messenger RNA from Hyphopichia burtonii NRRL Y-1933, 516 nucleotides. RefSeq names its product Ran GTPase-binding protein. The coding region runs from base 1 to 516 and encodes 171 amino acids. The record is from RefSeq and is a predicted model, not a curated record. NCBI's taxonomy places the organism in Eukaryota, Fungi, Ascomycota, Pichiomycetes, Serinales, Debaryomycetaceae. Gene Ontology annotation, molecular function: small GTPase binding; guanyl-nucleotide exchange factor activity. Gene Ontology annotation, biological process: protein import into nucleus. The transcript has a single exon. Gene Ontology annotation, cellular component: nucleus.